UCACAGCCAACCAACAAAUACAUUGUUUCUGGACAACUGCCAGUACUACACUUGUUGUGCUUUGUCAGUGGUCAUUGCGGCGGGCACGAGUCACACGCCAACAUCGCUCAUUAUGGCCGACAGAGGACGUGGUAGUGCAGCACGAGGAGCAGCAAUGCGUGGGGGCGCCCCCGCUUCGCGCGGUGGCAAGAGCACGGCGCCGACGAUGGACAAGCCGAAGCGAGAAGCCAUUCUUGACCUGGCGAAGUACGUUAAUGAGAGGAUACGGGUCAAGUUCACAGGUGGUCGGGAGGUCACUGGUGUCCUGAAGGGCUUUGACCAACUGCUGAACCUCGUCCUCGAUGACGUUGAAGAGCAACUGCACACAGAGCCACUGCCGUCAACACGGCAGCUGGGCCUCGUCGUACUUCGUGGUCCGACUUUAACGUUGCUCAGUCCUGUGGAUGGCUUCGAGGAAAUCGCCAACCCCUUCGUCGCCCAAGACGCAUAGCUUGUCGCCCUCAGACUGCUGUACUUUUGCUGUUCUUGAUCGUUCUGCUAUUAUCGAUCUGUAUUGCACUUGUUGGAAUAAUGCAAGGUGUGUUGCUACAAGGC
Molecule: messenger RNA, 594 nt
Organism: Phanerochaete carnosa HHB-10118-sp
Lineage: Eukaryota; Fungi; Basidiomycota; Agaricomycetes; Polyporales; Phanerochaetaceae
Exons: 4
Coding region: 206-490 (94 amino acids)
Biological process (GO): mRNA splicing, via spliceosome; nuclear-transcribed mRNA catabolic process
Cellular component (GO): U2-type prespliceosome; U6 snRNP; Lsm1-7-Pat1 complex
Molecular function (GO): RNA binding
Source: RefSeq, a predicted model, not a curated record